Vigna angularis (adzuki bean) is the source of this 1058-nucleotide messenger RNA. RefSeq names its product probable xyloglucan endotransglucosylase/hydrolase protein 10. The transcript has 4 exons. Gene Ontology annotation, biological process: cell wall biogenesis; xyloglucan metabolic process. The coding region runs from base 17 to 904 and encodes 295 amino acids. Gene Ontology annotation, cellular component: cell wall; apoplast. Lineage: Eukaryota; Viridiplantae; Streptophyta; Magnoliopsida; Fabales; Fabaceae. The record is from RefSeq and is a predicted model, not a curated record. Gene Ontology annotation, molecular function: xyloglucan:xyloglucosyl transferase activity; hydrolase activity, hydrolyzing O-glycosyl compounds.
UUCAUUCUUAGGAACCAUGAAAAGCUUCCACCCGGCGCUUAUCUUCUUCAUCGGGUUUGUUUCCUUCAGUCUGUUUCGAGACUCAGCUGCAUCUGUUGUUUCAACAGGAGACUUCAACAAGGACUUCUUUGUGAUAUGGUCUCCCACCCAUGUGAACACAUCUGCGGAUGGUCAGACAAGGAGCUUGAAACUGGACCAAGAAUCUGGAGCUGGUUUUGCUUCAAACCAGAUGUUUUUAUUUGGGCAAAUAGACAUGCAAAUCAAACUAGUGCCAGGUGAUUCUGCAGGCACUGUCCUGGCCUAUUAUCUUACCUCUGAUCAACCUAAUCGAGAUGAGAUAGACUUUGAGUUUCUUGGCAAUGUCUCCGGGCAGCCAUAUAUUCUUCAAACAAAUAUUUUCGCAGAUGGAACAGACAAUCGAGAGGAGAGAAUUUAUCUGUGGUUUGAUCCAACAAAGGACUUCCAUACUUAUUCAGUGUUGUGGAAUAUACACCAGAUUGUGUUAAUGGUGGAUAUGAUUCCCGUAAGAGUUUACAGAAACCAUGGGGACAAGGGUGUAGCAUUUCCAAGAUGGCAGCCAAUGAGUCUGAAAGCCACUCUGUGGAAUGGUGAUAGCUGGGCUACACGAGGUGGGCAAGAUAAGAUUGAUUGGACAAAGGGUCCCUUCAUAGCUUCAUUCAGAAAAUACAAGAUUGAUGGUUGUGUAUGGAAAGGGAACCCAAGGUUUUGCAGAGCAGCUAGCCCUGCCAAUUGGUGGAACCAAUACAGCUAUAGCACACUCACAUCUGCACAAAGAAGGUGGUUCAAAUGGGUCAGGAAAUACCACAUGAUUUAUGAUUACUGCCAAGACACUCAGAGGUUCCACAACAAUCUUCCCAGGGAAUGUUCUCUUCCCAAAUAUUGAUCACAAUGGAGGAUGUUUUAAAGCUUUUAGUUUCAGAUGUGUUGUUACUAUUGCUCUCAAGUUUAAUGCUACCUAGCCAAGUGUUUUUAAAAGACUAGAUUAGAAUUGCCAAAUAUCAAUUUUUUAUUUCAAUGUUCAGACAAGUUAACAAGAU